This is a messenger RNA of Didymella exigua CBS 183.55, 3378 nucleotides long. RefSeq lists its product as uncharacterized. The transcript has a single exon. Lineage: Eukaryota; Fungi; Ascomycota; Dothideomycetes; Pleosporales; Didymellaceae. Bases 208 to 3078 code for a protein of 956 amino acids. The record is from RefSeq and is a predicted model, not a curated record.
GCAAUGCGCCAUCCACCUGGUUUUUGGUAUAACCUAUUGAAUAGAAGCCGUUUAUCCGCUUGCACCUGCCGCGCUAAUCGUGCACAUCUCGUCCCCCUCCAAACUCUCAGAUCUUCAUGGGCGACUGUACAGCAGUUGAUGCACACUUGAGUCCCUUGCAUUGCAUACCCCACGCUCAGGAACGCAGAUGCACAUUUGUCGCACAACAUGGCAAGCGACAUAACAGAACCGCCGCCCGUGGCGCCCCAGAAAGUCUCUCGUUACCGCAGCGUGAGACGCGCGCAGGAGCAGGCACAGCAAUCGCAGCAUUCCGCACCCCCGAUGCCGCCAAUGCCACCGAUGCCCGCCAUGCUUGAGUCGCAUACUUCUGGAGGCGCCCAGCGCGAGACACCCAAUAGCAACAUGGGCAGAAGCAUGAGCCGUUACCACCGCCGUCCUCCCACCGCGCACGCGACCAGCCCGAUUGCACCGCCUCUACGCUCCAGCAUCACCCCGCAAGCCCUUCCGCUAUCCCAGACUACGCUACAGCCCUCCACAUCUGCCCGUCAUCGCGUCGUGAGCACACCAAACCCAUCGUCGCUGACAGCGAACAACGUCCAGUCCCGGACCGCCAAACACCGCUCAGAAGCUGUACCGCCCCACCCCAGAGAUGCACGACCGCCACCACAACAGCAGCAUGAGGAUCCAAGGAUGCUCCUGCAGAAGGAAAGAGAGCGCCAGCGACUACUGAAGGAGAAGAUGGAGGCUGAGGCCCACGCAGCGAAGGAGGCCAAGAUAGCUGAGAUGGAACGCCUGGGGAAGCUGCGUCUCGAGCAAGAGGAGGCUGCACAUCUGGAAGCUGAGCGCGUAGCUGAAGCCGCCGCCGCGCUGCGACUACAACGAGAGGAGGAGAAAGCGGAGAGAGGGCGUGGGAAGAAGCUUCGCAAGGCAGAGGAGCAGCAGAUGAUCGAGCACAAGAAGGAAGAAGAGCGUCGUGCAAAGCUUGAAAAGGAGAACAGGGUGCGGCUGGCUGAGAAAUCACGCACAUUUCUCUCACAGUCGUCAGGAUCCCCUCCUACUUCACCGCCACGCCAUGAGGGCUUUGGCCUGUUCAAACGGCGGAAGGACGAGGGCCUGUCAAUGUCGAGUGACGAGAGGCCGAAUUCAGCCACAAGGCCUCCGACUGCUAAACACAACAGCUCAACCGACCAAAGGCCUCGGACAUCUAGGCAACCAAGUGGCACCAAGGAGCCGGAUGCCAUAUUGACCGGCGGCGGUGGCGCUGUGCUGGGUAUCGAUGCCCCAACUUCGGCGGUCAACGGCGGCGAAAGGCGUGUCACAGUCGUGUUCAACAAGAGGCGCAUCCAGCUCCCGGUCACGCCAACCACCACUCCGCUUGAUCUCUUCAAGUCAGCUGAUGUCAUUCUCCCAGACGCAAUCCCCGUCCGAACGGCUGUGGCUAUUGAGUGGUUCAAGAAAGUCGACAUUAAGCGACCACUUCGCAACUACGAGUACGUGCGAGAUGUCAUGAACUCCUGGGACUACGAUGAUCAGAAUGAACUCAUCAUCACCGACUCGGCAAUCGAUGGCAUCGAUCAGGAGGAACUGCUCUCUUAUGGUGUGCCAGAGAAGAGACCUGAAGGCAUGGCUUGCAUGCUGAACCACUCUUCGAAACCCGGGAAAUGGACAAAGCGGUUCUUCCUCCUGCGUCCAGACGGCCAGCUUGUUACAGCCAAGAGCGAGAAGGCGAAAAUGUCGGACCAGGAGAACGUGUGCCAUCUUACCGACUACGACAUCUACCAAGUCCCACAAUCGAAGAUUGGGAGAGUCAAGCCACCGAAGAAAAUUGUGUUCGCCGUCAAGAGUCUGCAGAAGUCAAACAUCUUCGCAGAUGAAUCGCAAUAUGUUCACUUCUUCUGUACGAACGACAGGGCCAUUGCGAACGCAUUCUGGAAGGCUCUGCAGGCCUGGCGCAGCUGGCAUCUGAAGUACGAGAAGGGCGAAGGUCUCAAGAAGUCACCCGCUACGAAGAAAGUGCUGGACAGCGCUGGUUCUGGCAUCCUACCUGGAGCCCCUUCGCACAACCGUGGCGAGUCUGUGGGAUCACAUUAUCAGUUGGGCGCUUUUACAUCUCUCAUCGACAUGAGCGACUUCAACAAGAAGCUGGACGAGAUCGAGGUCCACAAGCCGGGAGAGUAUCCAGACGACGCGCCGCUUUCGAAGCUAGGUGUGCAUUCCAUACAUGCCAGAAAGAAGUCUGUUCGAACCAAGCAGCCACCGCCUGUCAGCCGUGGUCUUGCUGCAUUUGCAACCAACAGUGUCCCCGAAGACAGCAGUCGCCAGAAUUCCAUCACGCAAAGCUACAAAUCUCAGGAUGAGGAGGCGUUUGCCGCUGGUGGGCUGCUCGGCCGGGCCUACACAACUCGCCAGAAAGCAGCCCAAGACCGCGAGCAGAAGCAGAACGGUGCUUUCACGGAAGGACCUUCGCUCAUCAGCAAUAUGGAACAGAUGAUUCCCAGCUCCGGGCUCAACCGCAGCUCUUCGACGCGGAGCAAUCAUCACCGGAGGACUUCGAGUGACAUCCGGCGCACUGCAUCCAAGCGUGCCCCUGGCAUGCCGCAGCCAUUGGUUGAUUUGACUCCGACAUAUCGUCCUCCACCCCAGUUUGCCAAGCAGGGCAAAGGCUACAAUCCCGGGGCCAAUUCAGGCCCUCUUGUGGAGAGCGCAACUUCGAUGGAAGUUGAGGCUAUUCAGAUUCCCUCGUCUACAGACUGGCGCGCCAAACCUCGCCCAGUUUAUGCUCCCCAGCCAAAUGAGCGUACCAAGUCGCUGAAGGGUCGUGGCCAGCCAUUGGCAGCCCACACCUUCAACAACCACAACGGCGUGCCCCAAGACGACAGUGAAGCCUUCACUGGCGGAUUGCUCUCGCAAGCCGGCUAUGCGCAAGGCAAUGCAAAGGUCGGUCGUGGAGUGAUGGACGGUUCGAAGGCACGUGGUCCCAUGUUGGAUUUCUCAGACGAACGAGAGUUCCAGUCAGGCAGUCUACUCGCGAACAUCGGUGGCGCGAAGGAGCCCAUCAUUGAUCGAUCAGGCAAGUAGCGUUUGGCUGAUCGCUGCGUGGAGGCGAACAGGAGGAGGGCAAGUGAUAGGCAGAGGACGGAACGGUGUCAUUCUUAGCAUUUCAGGAGUUCGAUAUCCCGAGUCAUGGUGUUUGGGGCCUGCGGGAUCAGGGUGUCGUCGUUUGUUGUUGGGUUCGUAUUCGCGUGUGCUGUCUUAGGUGCUCCGGCGCAUUGAUGAAGUUUGGAAGCUGUUGAGGCUCACUGUGCGGGUGGAUUUUCGGCCUGCACUUUUUGUAUGUAUUCACAACCCCGGUUUUCACAGAAUUAAUGCAGACGCCCA